Messenger RNA from Oryzias melastigma (Indian medaka), 3562 nucleotides. It is a transcript of the gene kcng1, whose product is annotated as potassium voltage-gated channel, subfamily G, member 1. NCBI's taxonomy places the organism in Eukaryota, Metazoa, Chordata, Actinopteri, Beloniformes, Adrianichthyidae. Gene Ontology annotation, biological process: regulation of delayed rectifier potassium channel activity; potassium ion transmembrane transport; protein homooligomerization. The transcript is spliced from 3 exons. Bases 1407 to 2951 code for a protein of 514 amino acids. Gene Ontology annotation, molecular function: delayed rectifier potassium channel activity. The record is from RefSeq and is a predicted model, not a curated record. Gene Ontology annotation, cellular component: membrane; voltage-gated potassium channel complex.
CCCAUAACAGGUCUCUGAUUGCACAAAAUUUAUUUUUUAAAAAUGUUUUAGUAUUAUUAAAGUAAUGAAUUAUUUAAAAUUUGGCUUUCUGGAAAACAGUGAUUGUUACAUUAAUUCUGCUAGUUUACAAACUGGCCCCACACCAGAGAAAAAAACAGUUAUGAAGCCCUCAUAACAGAAAGUUUGGGGACCUCUAGCUUACAGCUCCUCACACCUCCAACUUAAGAUUACCGGUGCAACAAAAAUGGUGAUCAAUAUCAGAGUUAUCCAGUAGUACAGCUUUGAAGAAAACAAAAAUGUAUUUGUCUACUAGUGGGUGUAUCAGAAUGGGGCGGAGCUUGCAUAUUUCUUACAUCACAAAUAGGAUCUUUAUUUAACUGCCAUUUUUCCUCUGAUCCUAAUUCCUAACAAUUUAAAUUUUAAAUAUACCAAGAAAUGCAAUUUUAAGCUUUAUUUUCUUCAUAAAAAGUCUCUUUCUCAUGAGAAAAACACAACUUUUAUCGGAGUGGGUCGUUAACAUCCAUCUCUGCGGCUGUUUGCUCUGUUUAUUCCAUCUAAUCUGGUAAAGUACUUUUUCACCCACAGUGUUCCGAUGUCGAGGGCUUUUUUUUUCUUUUUUUUCCUCUGACCACCUUCAAUCGACCUCCGCUCACACGUACUGUCGCAUCAGGCUGUCGCUCUGAGCUGAAGUCCCUCUGAGGCGUCAGACGCCUGCAGCCCAUCAGAGACGCCUGCAGCCGCAGCAGUCAGGCGGUCGGAUGAGGGCCGCUCAGGCGCAGGACAGAGGCGUGGAAAUGAUGAGCAUGGGAUGCGCAGAGAGGACCUAAUGUUAUGCAAGAUUUAUAUAAUCAAGCACUUUCAAAUCGGGAGCAAUCAUCUACUCUAGAAAGAAAAAUGGAGUUACGGAGGGAAUGGAUGUGAAGUUUGGGUGUUGUUUUGUUGCAGGGAGAGGUGAUGCUGUGCAGAGAGGCAGCAGACUAGUGCAAUUAUUUAUUUUAUGGAGGAAAAAAUGCAAAAAAGAGUUGAUAAAUACUUCAGGGAUGUACUUUAUUUCUUAGAAUCAUAGAUAUCACAAAAGCAGACGUCAAUGUGAGCAUAAAGGAUAAUCCCCACAGCUUGUUUCCUCACUCUGCAGCACUCUGCGCAGAACCACAGAGUUAUGGAGACAAUUACUGCCCCGCAGCUAAAACCGCUCCAUCCAGGGUGUUCACUUAACAACGCCCACCUCCAGCACAAAGAAAACUCUUUUGUUUACAGAGCUGGAGUCACUGUAAGCAGAGGUCUUGUAGGGGGAGAAGUGCUCCUGGCACGCCCGGCUGCUUCAACCGGAUCUCAGAGCGGGAUGAAGUGAGGUGAGAGCGUGGAGACGGCCGUGUGGGCACAGGGAUGUGAGCGAAUCGGUAAAGAUGACCCUGCUGGCGGGCGAUGGCUCUGACUACGACUACAGCGCCCUGAGCUGUGCCUCUGAGACCUCCCUCAACCCGCCUCCCCAUCAAGAGGAGGAGGCCCAGAAGGGGUGCUUCUACAAGAGGGCCGAGCCGCUCCCUCAGCUCGCCCCGGACGGCGCGCCUCUGUCCGGCAAGCGUAAGCUGCACGCCAUCAUCAACGUGGGCGGCCUGCGCUACCAGCUGCCCUGGACCACCCUGGAGGACUUCCCGCUGUCCCGCCUGGGCCAGCUGCGCCUCUGCAGCAGCUUCGACGAGAUCAUGCGGGUCUGUGACGACUACGACGUCACGCACAACGAGUUCUUCUUCGACCGCAGCCCCUGCGCCUUCCGCACCAUCCUGACCUACCUCCGGGCGGGAAAGCUGCGCUCCCUCCGGGAGAUGUGCGCCCUCUCCUUCAGAGAGGAGCUGCUGUACUGGGGGGUUCCCGAGGAGAGCCUGGAGUGGUGCUGUCGGCGGCGCCUGCUGCAGCGCGUGGAGGAGUUUGAGGCCAUGGAGAGGGCUCAGGAGGAGGAGGAACUCCUGGAGGACCUGCUGGACUCGGAGGGCGGCCGCAGGGAGCGCGCCGGCGAGUCCAGAGUGGGGAAGUGCAUGAGCAAGCUGAGGGACAUGGUGGAGAGGCCUCAGUCGGGCCUCCCGGGGAAGAUCUUCGCCUGCUUGUCAGUGCUGUUUGUCACCAUCACUGCCAUCAACCUCUCCAUCAGCACCUUGCCAGCCAUGAGGGAGGAGGAGGAGACAGGCACGUGCUCCCAGAUGUGCUACAACAUCUUCAUCGUGGAGACGGUGUGCGUGGCCUGGUUCUCCCUGGAGUUCACCCUGCGCUUCAUCCAGGACCGCAGCAAGCUGACCUUCCUCAGGAAGCCGCUCAACCUGAUCGACGUGGUGGCCAUCCUGCCGUACUACAUCACGCUGCUGGUGGACAACACCUCGGAUUCGCUGUCCACCAACAGCUACCUGGACAAAGUGGGCUUGGUGCUGCGCGUUCUCCGAGCGCUGCGCAUCCUCUACGUGAUGCGGCUGGCCCGCCACUCGCUGGGCCUGCAGACUCUCGGGCUGACGGCUCGCCGCUGCACGCGGGAGUUCGGACUGCUCCUCCUCUUCCUGUGCGUGGCCAUCGCGCUGUACUCCCCUCUGCUGUACUUGAUCGAGAACGAAGUGGCCAGCACGAAGGAGUUCACCAGCAUCCCCGCCACCUACUGGUGGGCGGUCAUCACCAUGACGACGGUGGGAUACGGCGACAUGGUGCCGAGGAGCAUCCCGGGCCAGGUGGUGGCCCUGAGCAGCAUCCUGAGCGGCAUCCUGCUGAUGGCCUUCCCCGUCACCUCCAUCUUCCACACGUUCUCGCGCUCGUACGUGGAGCUGAAGCAGGAGCAGCAGCGCCUCCUGCAGAGGAGGACUCACUUCCUGCUGCGCAGCCGCAUGGCCGGCCUCGGCAGCAACCUCUCCCUGGAGAGUGACGUGAUCUUCCCCAUGGGUCCAUCUGACCCCAGAGACCUGGACGACUGAGACCGGCGGCAUGGAAACGAGAAGGGAAAAAAUAUGUAAAAAAAGAACUUUAAAUUAUGGGAUUGCUAAUUUACUCAUCUUUGCUGCAAUAAAGUUUGGACCCUGUUAAGGUUCUGGAAAUGAGAGCAGAUUAUGAAUUAGGAGAUGGAGGGGAAGUGCCAAAAUAAAACAGAAAGAGAAGAGGACUUUUGUUUUCUGCCCAGAAAAGCCACUCGCUGUGUAGCAACGUUCACUUAAACACAGAGCAGAAAUAAAGGGUGUUUCAGCUCAAAAAUGACACAAAAACCCACAAUGCACCAGUUGCAAAAAAUACAAAACACUUGUGGAGUUUUAGAGUGUUGGUUGUUUUUUUACAUUGAAAAAUGUCACAAAAGAACAUUUUGAGCUCUGCUUUGCUUGGUUGCCACAUUCGUCUCUGUUUCUGCUCCUGGGAAUAAAUCAGAUGUUAAAGUGUUUUUAUUUUUUAUUUUGUUGGUCUGAUCUAAAGGGACUCAGAUGUUAAAAAUAAAGCCUUUCGUGUUUUUUUUCUAAAAUGUGCAUUUUCUGAUGUGUUCGGUCAUGGCUGUAAUCACUGCCUUUGCCGUUUAUAAAGACAUCUUGGUUGAUCUGGA